Messenger RNA from Epinephelus fuscoguttatus (brown-marbled grouper), 1161 nucleotides. RefSeq names its product zona pellucida-like domain-containing protein 1. Gene Ontology annotation, cellular component: cell surface. The record is from RefSeq and is a predicted model, not a curated record. Bases 1 to 1161 code for a protein of 386 amino acids. The transcript has a single exon. NCBI's taxonomy places the organism in Eukaryota, Metazoa, Chordata, Actinopteri, Perciformes, Serranidae.
AUGAAGAUUUUUUUACUUUUACUCUCCGUGAUAGGCAGAAGUAGUCAGCUAGUGUUAAAUGACUGUGGGUCAGAAGCAAGACGGCCGCAGGUUAGCGACAUCGCAGUGCAGUGCGGCACUUCAUCCAUUGGUUUGGCGAUUCAAAUCUGCCCCGUCAUCUACACUGGCUACAAUGAGACUCUGCUGAUCCUGAACCACAUGUUGGAACCGACCUGUAGAGCAACCCUUGAUGAGUCUGUGAAUCCACCUGUUGCCCGCUUUAACUUCCCACUAAAUAUGACCCAUGCCUGUGGAAGCAUAUUCAGGACCACCAGUGCUGCUGGGACCGGUAUCUUCUCUGACUUCUCCAACAUCCAGACGGUCAACAUCAGUGGUGUUGUUAGGUCUAUCGAUCCAACAACAGGCACGAUCACUUACAACGCUGAGCUGAAGUACUACUACUCCUGUGCCUAUCCCCUAGAGUAUCUGAUCAACAACACCCAGGUCGAUGUGUCUGCUUCAUCCAUUGCAAUCAAGGACAACAAUGGUAGUUUCAUCAGCACCUUGAGCAUGGACCUGUUUGCUGACUCCAACUACACCCGACCGCUGGUCAUGCCACAGCUUGGGAUUGAACUGAGGACCAGCGUGUACGUUGAGGUCAAGGCCACCAACUUGACAGGGCAGUACCACGUCCUGCUGGACCGGUGCUACGCCUCCAUCUCCCCACUGCCCUCUAACUCCAGCUUCUUCAACCUGUUCGUCCCCUGCUCAAAGGAUCGGUUCACCACCAUGAUUGAGAACGGAGACAGCCAGAGCGCCCGCUUCUACUUCCCCGCCUUCCGCUUCAUCGAGCAGCAGAACGAGACCGUGUCCACCUACUACCUCCACUGCAUCACCCGGCUGUGUGAGAAAAGCACCUGCAGCACAUUCAAGCAGUGCAACAACAGAAGGAAGAGGAGCCCCCUGGACACAUCUGCUGAUGGUAUACCCCAGACCUACACCAUCAGCUCUGCGGAGAUCGUCACCAAAACCGACACCAACGAAUCCAAAGAGAAGCCCCUUACUGCCGGAGAAGACAACGACUCUGCUGUCGGGCUCGGUGUGGCUGUUGGCAUCCUUGCCUUUGUUUCCCUUGUUGCCCUUUGUGUUGCAGCUGUGUUUUACAAAAGGCUUAGGAACUAA